Molecule: messenger RNA, 534 nt
Organism: Diutina rugosa
Lineage: Eukaryota; Fungi; Ascomycota; Pichiomycetes; Serinales; Debaryomycetaceae
Exons: 1
Coding region: 1-534 (177 amino acids)
Source: RefSeq, a predicted model, not a curated record
AUGUCUGCUCCCGUGUUUAACCCGGUGGAGUACAUGCGCGACCAGCGCACCAACGAGGCCCGUGCCAGCCAGGCCGAGGCGCAAUUGCGUCGGUUGCACAUCGUCGCCGGCCUCAACUACGUCGGUCUCAUCGCCGCCUGCUUGGCCUGGGGCACCCCCGAGGCGUUCAAGCGGUUUGUGGCGAUGCAGGUGCUUGUGCUCUACCUCCACUACUCGUGCGAAGUCAGUGGGCGCCCGUUGCGUGCCGACCUGCUCAGAAACCCGCUGGAACGGAACAAGUUGGUGCGGUGCGGCGACUUGCAAGAGCGGGUGUUCUGGUGGUACUACGGGAUCAUCGGCUACACGUGGGUGUUGCUGUGGGCGACGUUGUACACGGGCAACCUGAAGAUCUUGCGGGCGUGGUGGCUCGUCCCCGCCGUCGGCGUCUACUUUUUCGUCAAGAACUUGAUCAUCGGGUGGUACAUCCCCUGGAAGAGAACGAAGCGGGCCUCGUUCACCACCAAGAUCGCCCACUCCGACGUCGUCAGCAAAUAG